This is a messenger RNA of Paralichthys olivaceus (Japanese flounder), 1973 nucleotides long. Its product is annotated as putative nuclease HARBI1. The record is from RefSeq and is a predicted model, not a curated record. Lineage: Eukaryota; Metazoa; Chordata; Actinopteri; Pleuronectiformes; Paralichthyidae.
UGUAAGUUUUUAACCUGGUUUUAAAAAUCACAGUGGAUGGAACAUGUCUUCAGACCAUCAGACAGUUGAUUGGACAAAUCACAUUCACGGCUGCUUCCAGUUGAAGGAGCUCGUUGAAUGGGAUGUGUUGAGAUUGUUAACAUGACAACCAACAUGCUGCAGGGAGCAGAAGGUGAAUUAAACUGAACUGAAGUCGUUUUAGAAAUCCUAAAGUUAGUUUAAUGGAUAAAAGCACAAAGAUUCGUUUUUCAACUUUAUUGUUUUAUAAUCUCUAUCAUUAUUAUCGUAGUGAUAAUAUUAGUUCUACAUAUUCUAAACAUGUAAAAAUAUACUUUCAACCAAUAAAACGGUCAUUCUGUCAGAUCAGGUCUCCAGACCAUGUUCUGUCACGACAGACCCCGCGAGGAGUGAAGCCGGAAAUGACGCGAGAAACGACUCGGGCGGAACUGCUGGUCCCGCGCCAUGGACGUCCGACAGACACAGGCGCUGAUGGUUGUCUGCGCGAUGAUCGCUUCAGAAGAAAGACGUGACAAGAAGAAGAAGAAGAAGAAACGAGUUUGGGUGAAGGAGUGGAGCGGUGGACGUGUGCAGCCCGGACUGUCAGUGCUGCAGAGGGAGCUGGAGACGCAGGAGCAGGCUGGCUUCCGGAAGCUGCUGCACAUGACCGCAGAGGAGUUUGAUUUGUUGCUGGCGAGGGUCGAACCUCUCAUCACCAAACGGAACACCAAAAUGAGACUGGCCAUUUCUCCCAGAGAGAGACUCUCCCUGACGCUGCGCUUCUUAGUGACAGGAGAAACCUUCAAGUCUCUCAGGUUGCAGUACAGGAUUGGGACCAGCACGAUUUCACAGAUCAUCAUGGAGACCUGUGCUGCUCUGCAUCGGGUCAUGAAGAAAGACUUCCUGAAGACACCAUCAACAGCGGCAGAGUGGCGGACAAUAGCUCGGGACUUUGAGUUGAAAUGGCACUUUCCACAUUGCCUUGGGGUGCUGGAUUGCAAACACAUCCAAAUACAACCUCCAGGAAGAAAUAGCAGCCUCUACCACAACUACAAGGGCAGGUUGUCAUUGGUGGUGAUAGCUGCCGUGGACGCGAACUACAAAUUUAUCUACGCAAGAGUGGCUACGCAAAGCAGAGAGUCAGACACUGGACCGUUCCAACACUCGGACCUGCGCAAAGCGAUGGACGGCGGCCUGCUGAACUUUCCUCCACCUGAGCCUUUGCCCAACUCACACGUGCUGAUGCCGUACAUGUUCGUCGGUGAUGACACAUUCCCUCUAAGGAAUGACCUCAUGAAGCCAUACCCUGCACAGCACAUGGACCACUGUCACCGAGUUCUGAACACCCGGCUGACGAGGGCACGGAGAGUGGCGGAAAAUGCCUUUGGGAUUCUCGUGAACAGGCUGAGGGUCCUCAGGUCCACCAUCUGCCUGGAGCCAGAGAAGGUGGUGAAAAUAACUCUGGCCUCCCUGUGCAUUCACAACUUCCUGUGUGAGCGCAGGUCUGAGGCCUACGCGCCUCCAGGCUUCGCUGACUGGGAGACCACUGAUCACGUCAUUGUUGAUGGAGCCUGGAGAAAUGAAGGCACGGGGAAUUUACAGCCGGUGGAGAACAGAGAGAGAGAACCACGUGACCCGUCUGUUACCGCAGAACAGCAAAGACACCUUUUGAGUGACUACUUUGUCUCCCCUGCUGGCUUCGUCCCCUGGCAGGAGGAGCACGAUUAGCAUCAACCACGGAGUAAUUCUCUGCUACUUGAUUUCUGCACAUUUUGAAUUCAGUCAUAGUAUUAUUUAAAUAAAGCUGUGGAAUAAAAAAAUGGAGUGUAGUCUGUGUCAAGGUUCAAUAGAAAUAAUUUUCUUGUAACUGAUGUUUCAAACAUAUAUUGUGAAAGUAAAUGGAGUAAUAAAAGUGGCACAAAGAGUAAACGAGAAUCAAAUAGAAUAUAAAACAAUUAUAAACAUUGAGGUGGUUG